CGCGGCUGCCCCACUGCCUCUCGCUUUUCGCUGCUCGUUUAGGUUAGGCGUGCUGUGUGUUCCCCGGAGGGGACGAGAGAGGGAUCAUUCCUGUCCCCAGAGCCGCGGAGAGAGAGGGAUGCUGCGGGUCCGGUGCUUGCGAGGAGGGAGCCGGGGGGCCGAAGCCGUGCAUUACAUCGGGUCCAGGCUUGGACGCAUCUUCACAGGAUGGGUGCAGCGAACUUUCCAGAGCACCCACGCGGCGGCAGCCUCCCAGACGACCUGUGCUGUUGCUGAUGAAAAUAACAAGGCCCCUGACCCUGUUCCCGAGGAUUGCCCUGUUUGCUCAUACAACGAAUGGGACCCGCUGGAGGAAGUCAUUGUGGGGAGAGCCGAAAAUGCCUGCGUUCCUCCUUUCUCUGUGGAGGUCAAGGCGAAUACCUACGAGAAGUACUGGGGGUUCUAUCAGAAGUAUGGAGGCCAGAGUUUCCCCCAGGAUCACGUGAAGAAAGCAAUUGCUGAAAUUGAAGAGAUGUGCAAUAUUCUGAAAAUGGAAGGAGUGAUUGUGAGAAGACCAGAGCCACUUGACUGGUCGACCAAAUAUAAAACGCCUGACUUUGAGUCCACCGGGAUGUAUGCAGCUAUGCCAAGAGACAUUCUGCUGGUCAUUGGGAACGAGAUCAUUGAAGCGCCAAUGGCUUGGCGCGCCCGUUUCUUUGAAUACAGAGCGUACCGGCCCAUCAUCAAAGAGUACUUCCGCCGCGGAUCAAAAUGGACCACAGCACCAAAGCCCACCAUGGCUGAUGAACUUUAUGACCAGGAUUACCCCAUUCGCACUGUGGAAGACAGGCACAAGCUGGCUGCACAGGGCAAAUUUGUCACAACUGAAUUUGAGCCGUGCUUUGACGCUGCGGAUUUCAUACGAGCCGGAAGAGACAUCUUUGUGCAAAGAAGUCAGGUUACCAACUACUUGGGUAUUGAGUGGAUGCGGAGACACCUUGCGCCGGAAUACAGAGUGCACACCAUCUCUUUCAAAGACCCCAAUCCCAUGCACAUUGAUGCCACAUUCAACAUCAUCGGACCGGGCCUUGUGCUUUCCAACCCAGACCGUCCGUGCAAUGAGAUCGAUCUCUUCAAGAACGCAGGCUGGACGGUGGUUCACCCUCCAUUGCCCCUGAUCCCUGACGACCACCCACUGUGGAUGUCCUCUAAGUGGCUCUCUAUGAAUGUCCUGAUGCUGGAUGAAAAACGUGUGAUGGUCGAUGCCAACGAAACUCCAAUCCACAAGCUGUUUGAAAGUCUCGGCAUUUCGACAGUCAAAGUGAACAUCCGCCAUGCCAAUUCCUUGGGAGGAGGCUUCCACUGCUGGACCUGCGACAUCCGCCGUCGUGGUACCCUGAAGUCUUACUUUGAUUAGGAAGGGUGCAGCUUUGUGAAGCUGCACGUGGUUAAGUUUGCAUGAGCUAGGCAUAGGCAAAUGAAGAAGAGGAGAUCGGUUUCAUCUUUCUGCUUAAAAAGGGUGCGAGUGCAUGGACUGCAAUGCUUGGGACAGCGCCCACCUCCCCACCCACCCCAACGGCGGUAACAGGAACAAUGUGCCCUAAGAGCCUAUUCACACAUUACAUAGAGGCAAGCCCAAAAUGUGGCUGUAUGUUCUGUUUUUCCCCCUUUCCCAUUAAUGCAUAUAUUUGUUCAGAAGUAAGCUCCACUGUGCUGGACGUGGCUCAUUUCAGGAUUGCAGCCUUAAAUCACUAAAUCCACUUAUCUUUUUAAAAAAUUCCUUUUUUAGAAGAUGCCUACAUUUAUUUUCAAAGGGCUCCUGCUCCUCUUGGUUUGAUCCAGACUGUUAGUUGCUGUUGGGUCCCAACUGAAAUCAGUAGAACACUCUGUUGGUUAGAGCAUGGCGCUGAUAUUGCCAAGGUUGCAGUUUCAGUCCUUCGGGGUCCCUUCCAUUUCUACAAUUCUAUGGAAGUGACCUGUUGCUGGCCUUAUUUCCAUAGGACCUCAGUUCCUCUGGCAUACUCUGAAUCUACAAAGCGCUGCUGAAACUUUUGUUACGUGAAUACAAUACUGGUAACGACACACACGAUGUAACAGGCUGUAUGUAACUGUGUAAAUUCUAUUUCAAAAAACAAUUCAACAGAUCAUAUCACAAUAUGUAAUUCCAUAGACCAAUUUAUCAUAUGAGCGGCACAUAUUCUGAGAGAUUAAAGUCCAGCAGAUUGAUCAGGAGAUACAGUCUAUUCAGUUCUUAUGUUAAGAACAUAAGAUCCUGAUUCGACCUGACUGGAAUAGUCUGCGACCAGGAGGAGGAAUACCAGGAAGAAUGGAUGGACUAUUUCGCUAAAUAUGUUAAGAUAACUUAAUUGGAAAAGCUUGCAAAUAUUAGAUAGGCUUAGGAUUCAAAUAUGUAAGGAUAGGAAUUAAGAUGUUUAAAGCUAAAUUAGAAAGAAUGAAAGAUGUUAAGUGAUUAAGUUAAUUUUUUGAGAAAAUUGAUUUUGGAAAACUGUUAAAAUGAUAUACCCUGAAAUUCAACCCAGGGGGAUUUGGGGAAGUCAUUUAACAAUGUUAUCAAGAUUGGUUUAAUUA
Messenger RNA from Podarcis muralis (Common wall lizard), 2568 nucleotides. It is a transcript of the gene GATM, whose product is annotated as glycine amidinotransferase. Gene Ontology annotation, biological process: creatine biosynthetic process. Lineage: Eukaryota; Metazoa; Chordata; Lepidosauria; Squamata; Lacertidae. Gene Ontology annotation, cellular component: mitochondrial intermembrane space. Gene Ontology annotation, molecular function: glycine amidinotransferase activity. The record is from RefSeq and is a predicted model, not a curated record.